Molecule: messenger RNA, 4105 nt
Organism: Labeo rohita (rohu)
Lineage: Eukaryota; Metazoa; Chordata; Actinopteri; Cypriniformes; Cyprinidae
Product: complexin-1
Exons: 4
Coding region: 406-810 (134 amino acids)
Biological process (GO): synaptic vesicle exocytosis; regulation of neurotransmitter secretion; neurotransmitter transport
Cellular component (GO): SNARE complex; terminal bouton
Molecular function (GO): syntaxin binding
Source: RefSeq, a predicted model, not a curated record
GCAGAAGCAUAUAACGGGAAUAUGUAGCAGGACACCUGCCCACGACAGGCACAGUCGUUAAAAAUUGAUCGCUCAGAACAUGGGACGCUUCAGAUGGGAGCUCUCCAUGUGAUUCAGUGAGUGCCUUUAUCAGCGGCAGCUGCAGUUCCCCUCACAGACACUCACACUGCCUCUCUGAGCACGAGAAACAAGGACGUCCUUCUUUUGCCUGGAAACCAGAGAUGUUAGGAACGAGCAGUUAAAGCCUCGCUCUAUCAUUACUGCUCAACUUUCAUUUCUGAGGAGUUAAUCAGCUUCUCGAGAUAUUUGAAAUCGCCGUGCAGAUCUGGCGACAAAGGACUACUUGAAAAGCUGAACCUGAAUGUAAUAUUUGCUUGAAGAAGGCAGGAAUUAAAAGCCAUCAUCAUGAAUUUUGUUAUGAAGCAAGCGUUGGGAGGGGCGACCAAAGACAUGGGGAAAAUGCUGGGGGGCGAGGAGGAGAAGGACCCUGAUGCUGAGAGAAAGGAGGAAGAAAGACAGGAAGCCCUCAGGCAACAGGAGGAGGAGAGGAAGGCAAAGUAUGCAAGGAUGGAAGCGGAGAGGGAAUCGAUUCGACAGGGCAUCAGGGACAAGUAUGGUAUUAAGAAGAAGGAAGAGAAGGAGGCAGAAGCCCAGGCAGCCAUGGAGCAGGCAUCAGAAGGCAGUCUGACCCGUCCCAAGAAAGCCAUCCCCGCCGGCUGUGGCAAUGAAGAAGAGGAGGAGGAAAGCAUCGUGGACACCGUCAUGAAGUUCCUCCCAGGCCCGCUUCAAGAUAUGUUCAAUAAAAAGUAACAGCGUUCCACGACAAGUCGUGAUAAAACGGGAAACAUUAAUGUCAUGAAAUCCACCUCCUCUUUCCCCGUCCCUUCUCUCGCAUUUGUUCUAAGAUCUCUGGACUCAAAAUGUGCCAUAACAUCUGUCUUUAACUGCAAACCAUGUGACAUUUUCUGAUUAAAAGAAUGAGGAAAAUACGUGUGCACUAGAAAUGUUACAUUGCAUCAGUCUCUGACAAAUUUAAUGCCCCUGAGUCCAGACCUUAGAGCAAGAAUAUUCUCCAUGCUUCAUUAAUUUUGUUUGUAAAUAGCAAAGAAAAAAAAUAUAACUGUAUAUGACUACAGAUAUGCAUAUAUAUCGAUAUAUAUAUCGAUACACCUAUAUAUAUAUAGAUAUAUAUACAUAAAAGAAACAAUGACUAUGAGUAAAAGCCAUAAAUUUAUCUUGGAGACAUUUCUCCAAUCAUAUCAUAUUUUUUGAUUGUUGCUCUGUUAUAGAUAUUACUGAUGAAUCCAUGUGGUAUACUUAUAGAUACAUACUGUAUACAGAUUCAUUUAUCAUCCAUACAGCUCCUGCUGCCAUCAUGAAUUGCCACAUCAUCUGAUUAAUAUGACUGAAAACUGUAAUAUGGAAGAGAACGUUUGAUAUCACACAUGAUCUGGUUGUUUUGUUUUCUUCUAAGCAUGCUAGCAAUUUUUCUUUGUCCUCAGUUCACUGUAUCCCAUUUCAUUUGCCAUUUUUAGCUGAAAUACACUGAAAUUUAAGGCAAUAACUCUGGUUUUGGAUUUUGUUGUCUGACAGACACCAGUGUUAAAUAGCGUGUUGCUCACAUCUGUGUAGAUCUUCCUAUGAAGGUUACGAAACUAUAAGUCCCUCAUUACACUAUCAUGCACAUUCACAUCUCUACUAAACUGGAUUUGAUCGAUUAAAAUGGAAUCACAUGUGCUAACUAGCUGUCGCGAGUGAAACCUUAGCGCUUAGCGCUCAUCUUGAAUUGACUUAUUUGUGCUUUUUACAGUACUUAAGAAUGUGAAGGGUGACAUCGAUCACAUACAACUACAAUUGGAUCAAUAGGGCUAUAUAUAUAAAUAUAUAAUCUCUUCAUCUUCACUGCUGUACAGUAGAAUCUAGUUCGUAGUGUCUACAUUUAUUUACGUUAGCUCUCACAACGCGGUUGUGAGCACACUUUACGUAAACAGACAGUGACAAUGGUGCAAUAUUUGUUUCUGAAUGAAGAUGUCCUGUGUCCGUUGGUUGUAUAUGGGACUCUGAUCCCAGAUCAGCAAUAACAGACAAUCUUCAUGGUUAUGUAUUCAGCUUAUUUGCUAGAGAAUGUUUGUGUGCAAAUGCCGUGUCGUCUUCCUAGUAUCAGUCUAACGAGCUUAGUAAAAAGAAAACUAGAGAAGAAGUUGUUUAGGGUCUCUAAACGAAGCCUGGCUCUUGUUUUAUGAGCUACGAAAGGAUCUGACUUGUGUUUUUAUGCUUGCUUGUUGCUAGUUUAUGUAUGACGUUAUUUCUCGUUGUCGUAACUGCAUUGAAAGAGGGAAAACAGCGGGACUGAAUUCCUCAAUUAUGAGAAAUCAGAUUUGAAAGACGUAAAGUCAGAUUGUGUUUUCCAUCCUUUCUUUUUUUACUAAGAUAAAACGAUAAGCUACACCAUGGUUUGAUAGAGUAUGCUUAUAUUACGUCCGCAAUUAUUGUAAAUAACAACGCAUUCAGGAAAACGUGUUAGUCGCAGAUCAUUGUGUAUGUCUAAACACAGGCAAAUUGUCCGAUUCAGAAAAAUACAACUAGGAAUCAAGCCGCCAUUCUGUUGUUUUGAACAUUCCGAAUAUUCCAGACAUUCCAUUCGAUCCACACUGGCUUGUGUGCAUUUGAAUACUAAAAAAAAUAAUGUUAUUCAGUGUCUCUAGAAAGCAUAUAAGCUGUGCUUUAAAAGUAAAACUCAGUUUAGUUAAUAAAAUAGUGUUGUUUUAUAGCACACGGUCGGUCACAGUGAUGUCAUAGCGUUCUGUCCUGCCACGAACCACAAGAAACAUGGAGUUAAUUAAAUAUAUAUUAAUGUUUAUGAUAUGAAUGUGCUUGCAGAUUAGAAUGGCGUCCGUCAACAGCUAAGCAAACUAGCCAGUUGCUCAGAUGCUAAAUUUCAUAUUAGUGGUCAAUUAACUUGAAUGUUGUCUGAUUUUACUGCCACUUGUGUUUAAGGCCUUUACUCACCAGAAGUGACGAUGUCAACCGUAACACUUUCAGAGAGAUGAGAUUCAGCUAAAAACAUACAGUCGUUUGUGAAAUAUGUGCAACCUUCCAUGCAAAUGACUUAAAACGUCACGUUUCCGCCAUUCAGUGUACAAUCAACAGAGGCCAUUUCUGAACACAAAUUUUGCAGUUACACGAUUUUUCUACAUGACUAUCAACUGCCCUUGAUUCUGCCGAUCUCAUAGUGUGAUCUGUAUGACUUGGUGAAUUUCCAUCAGCUGCACUUAUAAAUAAAUACUGCCCGAAACCCAUCACCCAUUCUGUCAUCACCUGUUUUAUUAAACCAAAGAGUGUUCCUGUUUGUGAGAACGUCUGCCAUUGUUUAUUUUGAAAGUUGUUCUUUUAGGUAGUGUGAUAUGCGAUUACCAUCUUAGCUCUCUGGGCUUUUGGUUUUCUUUUGUGAUUGUCCUUAACAGAUUCCGAACAAAGAAAUGAUCACACAAUUAAAUUUAAAGUCUAAAAACAAUCAGCGAAAUAUUCAUUCAUUGCCUCAACACAUUUUAUAUUCAGUACUGUGUAAGAGUAAAGGAAAAAAUAUUGCAUAGUCAUCAUCAUGUUCUCUAAAUGUAAGUCACGCAUUCAACUCAAAGUCAUUCCGUGUCUCUCAGAUGCUAAUGAAGAUACUGCCUAACACAGUAACAUUAUGAAAUAUUCCAUUGUUGUUAUCUGAAUGUACGUGUCUACUGUUCUACUGCAUCGUCCUGCGCGGUUUCCUCUAUGUUAAAAAGGAUAAAUUAUCUUGGUGUGAUUUUCGUCUGUAAUCUGUUCCUGUUCCUGUCUCUUGGUGGUUGUAUUUUGAAAGAAUUCUGUUUCUUAUUUGGUGCAUUUUUUAAGUCAUUGUAUAUUUUUCUCCCUCUCUCUUUGUUGAUGAAUUGUAUGCAUGCAUAUGAUGUGCACUGUAGGUGAGGUUGUAAAUGAUAUUUCUGUGUGUCCUCUGUGUUUUCUGAGCGCUCCACCUUUAGGCCUCACUGCAUGCCCGUUAUAGACAGAUUUUAGACUGUAACAUUCCUGCCAAAUGGAAUCACCAACACAUGGAUAAUAAAGUGAUUUCAUAUAA